AAGGUAGGAUGCUCACUCCUAAAGAGCCUCCAACCACAUUGGGGAGAGAGUUUAUACACUCUCAUCCCAACUACAACCUUCUUUCCAGUGGAGCCAAAACCAUCAAGAAGUCCAACAUCAAAAAUCCAAGCUCCAUUUACUCCCAAAAUCUGAACCCCAAAGUCAUUUUUGCCAUCACCCCUACCAAGGCUGGGCAGAUCGACAAAGACAUAGACAUUUGCAUGGUAUCUACUAAUGAAGAAUUUAUACAGGGCUCCAACUCUGAGAACCAGGCCAUCUACAUUAAAGACAAAAGAGGCUCCAUUACCCCAUGGUCACAUGCAGCAUGGAUGGCCAGGACCUCUGUUCUAGACAACCCAGUCAAUUUCAGGCUUCCUAUACGCUGGGCUCCUACCAGCCAAACAAGAAAGGCAUGAUAUUAGGCAUAUGCACUAGUCAAGCCAAAUUUGGGGUUGUGUGUGAGGGAACUAACUUCCAUGGGGAGGCUCACUGCAAGGAGACCCACAGGAGCCUUCCCCUAGAGGCACAGCCCUUCUACAUCAUGGACAAGGUGGUCUGUCCUCAAUCUCCAGCUACCCAGACCACUAGCUCCCAGAAGGUUGAAUGUCCUAGCAAAGACCAAUCUUGGGCUACCAGAUCAAGUCCCUCCCAAACAUCUAAGGUCAGAGACAGGGAAAUCUCAAAGUCAGUCACAAGGAACAGCAAUGCAGACCUGGAAGAGAGGGGAAAGUCUAUAAAACCUGUGGCCACAAAAAUUGGACUGCUUAGUGGUCCUAUACCCCUGGAUCCAAUCUAUUUUGUUGGGCAAAAUAUUCUAACCAAACAGAAGGAAACCCACUGGCCCCCGACAGCACCAGACAAGGGUAAUCCUACAUCCUCCUGGGCCAUACUAUCAUCAGACAUCUCCAAGAGUUUAUCAAUGAAGGAGCCCAGCAAUUGUACCACAUAUGAUAGCCAAUACCAGGAAUCAUUCUCCUACAGUUCAAAUAAAGAGGAAGGGAACAUGGUCUCUUUCAGUGAGAUCAGUACGACAGAGAGUAUUUCUAAUAUAGCUGAAGUCUCCAGAAAAAACAGUACUGAGCCUGUCCUAACUGAUUCCCAACUCAUCAAGGAAUUAAUUGCACCUACAAUGACCAACAAUGUAGGUGAUAUCCAUUCUUCAAUGGAAAAUAAAAAUUCAUCUGUGCCUCUACCCACUCAUGUAGGUGUAUCAAGGGUGCCCAUUUCAUCAGAAAUCUAUGUCUAUACUGGAAAGGACGGGACAUCUCAGGUCAUGGCAAGCCAGAGUACUAACACUAAGUCGACUCAAAAUGUGGAUGGCAAGGUCAGCUAUGGAAAAUCCACUGCUAAGACUCUGCCCUUUACCACCUACUGCCGACCUGGUGUCACUUACAAGAUAUUGCCCAUGACUGAGGUGGAAAAGGGACCUCAUUGUGUAAAAUAUUCCCUCACAGAGUCAAGUGAAAACCAUUCAAUGGUCAAACACUAUGGGUCUUUCCAAGGUUCCCAUCAUGAGCUAGUCUCCACCGCUGAUUUCCAAGAGCGCCCCCCUGCCCAAAUGACCUCAAGCCACACAACAGCCUCCUACAAAAACUUGGCUGCUGUGGUGAUAGACACAGGAACAGGCUACAGCAAGUGUGGUUUGGCGGGGGAGGAUCGUACUCGGGCUAUAGUGCCUACCAGGGUGGGGAGGCACCUGAACUCUGAAGGGGACAAAACCCCCUACUAUAUCACAGAGGAAGCAGAGGCAGCUUGCUCUACACUGAUCCGUGGGGUGGUCACUGACUGGGAUGCCCUAGAAGUCCUCUGGAAUCACAUCUUCUAUAGCAAAUUGUGUGUGGAGCCCCAAGAAUUAGCUGUUCUGGUGGCUGAUUCACCAGUCUCCCCUCGUACCAAUCGUGAGAAGGUAGUUGAGCUCUUGUUUGAAAAUUUUGGGGUACCUGCCAUGCAAACUGUCCAUCAGGCAUUACUCAGCCUCUAUGCCUAUGGGCGUACCACAGGACUUGUCAUGGGCAGCGGGCAUGGCACUUCCUAUGUGGCUCCCAUUAUCACAGGUGAACUGGCACCCCUGAACCUUUACCGACUGGAUGUGGCUGGGAAAGACCUCUCUGAAUACCUCUCCCAGCUACUUUUGGCUGGUGGGCAGCCACCACCCAAGAUCGAUGUUCUGACCCAUAUGAAGGAAACCUGCUGUUAUGUGACCCUCGACAUGGUCUCUGAACUCUGCCAACUAGAGAGCAAGAACCGGCUUGACUUUGUCCUUCCAGACAAGCAUAUCCUCUCCCUUGGGGCUGAACGGUUCCGCUGCCCUGAGGCCUUGUUCAAGCCUGAUGUCCUGGGCCUCAAUCAGCCCAGUCUACCUGAGCUGGCUCAGAUUAGCAUUAGCCAGCUGGAGCCACACUUGCAAGACCAACUGUUGGCUAACGUGGUUCUGGAAGGUGGGACCACUCUGCUCAAUGGUUUCUCCGAAAGGGUCCAGCAAGAACUAGGGUCCACAGCAAACGUCUUAUCCUUGCCUCACCGUGCCAUGGCUGCCUGGCUAGGAGGUUCCAUCAUGGCCUCCCUUGAUUCCUUCCAGACUCUCUGGUUGAGCAGAGAGGAAUAUCAGGAAGAAGGCCCGUGGGCCAUCUAUAAGUACCACCUGUGAUAGUCAUGGGAGCAUAAAGUUACUGUGGGAGUCAAAGAGGACUCUGGGUCUCUGGGUAUCUCUUAGGGUCAUAGGAUUCCAGUGAGGGGGGGACAGGGCUUCAAGAGGCAUAACGGCAUGACUUUGCUACCAAGUGCUCCAACCAUACCGGACAGAGGAUCUUCUCUUCUUUUCCCUAACUUGCUUGUGAAACAACUCUUCCCAACUCUAUUCCAUUCUCUCCAUCUGGACUCAUCCUUCAAUCCCCACCAGAUGUGAGAGGAAAGAUAGGGUCUUAUCAUCAAACCUGGUAUCUUCAGUCCUUUGGAAAAUUAUGACCCCCCCACCCAACACAUUCCUAGCAGACUGGGUUUCCCCUACAGCUCCUGAUUUGGGGUCACAAAGGGGCUGGUGCCCACAAGAAAUGGAAAUCCGUCUUCUUCCCCCUACAGGACAACUGGCCAGGACCUUUAGGGCCCAAGGAGCUGCUUCUUCUCUGGGAUUUGCCCCGUUGCCCUGGCAAUCAGCACAAUUACCCUUGAUUGCCAGCUUGUUGCUAUGGAGAUUUCAAACACAAAGUAAUAACCCACACAGCAUGCCAAAUGACUCAUAGCUGGGGGGUGGGGACAGAGGGAGAGGAUCCUUCCUUUCUGAUGGCAUGCAGGAUUGUGGGGGAGAUCUCCAAGCUUUUCACCUCUCCAGAUCUAGAGAACAUGGCUACACUUUCAUAACACCCAAGGGCUCCAACCCAGAAUCUAGCCAAUCAGCCAAGGGACCAUGACCUAGCUUCCUUCCUGCAAGUACUUCUGCCAUAGCUCUGUUCAGAACCAUGCAAGACUUCAUUGGCCUUGGAGGCAGUAAAUCACAAAGAAUUCAUGUUAAGGGAUAAGUAGGGAUAAGAAGAAGCCAUGGGAGGAAGAGUGCCUAGGCACAGACCAUCCUCACAGAGUGGACUGCUCCCCAGCCCGUCAGACCCCCUGCCCUCAGUUUUGUUGGACCCCUGGGGAAAAGAGGACGUCUACCUCCUCUUCCUGCUUGCAGGAGGACAGAGGGGAAAUCUCUUUUCUAAGAGACAAGCAGAGAUUGAGCUGAUUAUGCCAAUCCCAGCGAAGAGCUGAGACAAUGCAUCUGUAAACCUGGGCAAGGUUUGAAAAUGGUACCCCCCACCCUGUACAUUAUUGCCCUCCCCCAAUCUGCCACCAUCAGAAGCUUUGAACUUGCAUGAUUAACAUACCUAACCCAAAAUAAAUACGUGCCCUGGAGAGAGGAAUGCUCAGGCAUUAAAAAUAUAUACUUUUAUUAAAUAUCACCUUUGAAAACA
This is a messenger RNA of Monodelphis domestica (gray short-tailed opossum), 3947 nucleotides long. RefSeq lists its product as uncharacterized. The record is from RefSeq and is a predicted model, not a curated record. Lineage: Eukaryota; Metazoa; Chordata; Mammalia; Didelphimorphia; Didelphidae.